AUGUCAGGAAAAGUGGAUAAGCGUUCAACGCAAAACUCCAAUAAACAAUCCUCAAAGAGUGACCUUAAAUCUCUUGCUGAGAAAAUAAAACAGAAGGCUCUUGAGAAGCAGAAGAAGGAAGCCAAGCAAGAGAGCGAAAAAGCAGAAGAAUGGUCUACAUCGAAGGAAGAAGAAGGAGAAGAAAAAGAGAACGAAGAAGGAGAAGAUAAUGAUGGUGAUGCUGAGUUUGAUUCGUUUUCAGAAUUGGACCUUGUGCCUGAACUUAUUGAGGCAUGUAAGAACUUAAACUAUGCGAAACCAACUCCAAUCCAGUCUCGCGCAAUUCCACCGGCAUUGAAGGGAAGUGAUAUUAUUGGUCUUGCUCAGACUGGAUCUGGUAAAACCGCUGCCUUUGCUAUACCCAUUUUAAACAAACUGUGGCACGAUCAGCAACCUUAUUACGCUUGUGUCUUAUCUCCUACGAGAGAACUUGCUCAACAGAUCAAGGAAACGUUCGACUCUUUGGGAAGUUUAAUGGGAGUUCGUUCAGUUUGUAUUGUAGGUGGUAUGAAUAUGAUUGAUCAAGCGCGGGACUUAAUGCGUAAGCCACACAUAAUUAUUGCCACACCUGGAAGAUUGAUGGACCAUCUGGAGAACACGCGAGGCUUUUCCCUUCGUAAACUGAAAUUUCUGGUCAUGGAUGAAGCUGACCGUCUUUUGGAUAUGGAAUUUGGUCCUGUGUUGGACAGAAUUCUAAAGAUCAUCCCUACUCAAGGUAGAACUACUUAUCUAUUCUCUGCGACUAUGACAUCCAAAAUCGAUAAACUACAAAGAGCAAGCUUAACCAACCCUGUGAAGUGUGCGGUAUCCACUAAAUAUCAGACUGUCGAGACACUCGUUCAAACUCUAAUGGUUGUUCCCGGUGGGCUUAAAAACACUUAUCUGAUCUACCUCUUGAAUGAGUUCAUAGGAAAGACUAUAAUAGUUUUUACGAGAACUAAGGCAAAUGCCGAAAGGAUUUCUACCUUAGCCAAUCUUCUAGAGUUUAGUGCUACAGCUCUACAUGGUGAUUUGAAUCAAAACCAAAGAACUGGUGCAUUGGAUUUGUUUAAGGCUGGAAAAAGAUCGAUAUUAGUCGCUACUGACGUUGCCGCUAGAGGUUUAGAUAUCCCUUCGGUCGAUGUGGUUAUAAAUUAUGAUAUACCUGUUGAUUCGAAAUCUUAUAUUCACCGUGUUGGUAGAACUGCAAGAGCUGGUCGUUCUGGUAAAUCGAUUUCAUUGGUGUCCCAAUAUGAUUUAGAAUUAAUUCUUAGAAUUGAGGACGUUUUAGGACGAAAACUUCCAAAGGAAAAUGUCGAUAAGAGCAUCAUUCUCUCAAUGAGAGAUACUGUUGACAAAGCCAAUGGUGAGGUUGUGAUGGAACUCAAUAGGAGAAGCAAAGAAAAAGCCGCUCGUGGAAAAGGGAGAAGAGGGAGAAUGUCGGCAAAAGAUAACAUGGAUAGAGACGAGCAAUAA
Molecule: messenger RNA, 1494 nt
Organism: Lachancea fermentati
Lineage: Eukaryota; Fungi; Ascomycota; Saccharomycetes; Saccharomycetales; Saccharomycetaceae
Source: the annotation of a GenBank genome assembly